This is a messenger RNA of Sardina pilchardus (European sardine), 3173 nucleotides long. RefSeq names its product adhesion G protein-coupled receptor E4-like. Gene Ontology annotation, biological process: adenylate cyclase-activating G protein-coupled receptor signaling pathway; cell surface receptor signaling pathway. The transcript has 20 exons. Lineage: Eukaryota; Metazoa; Chordata; Actinopteri; Clupeiformes; Clupeidae. Gene Ontology annotation, cellular component: plasma membrane. Gene Ontology annotation, molecular function: G protein-coupled receptor activity. The coding region runs from base 777 to 3173 and encodes 798 amino acids. The record is from RefSeq and is a predicted model, not a curated record.
AUCAUUGUUCGUGCCUCCCUGGAUACUCAGUACCAUCUGGCCAUGUCCCAACUGGGGACUCAUUUGGAUGUGAAGGAACAUGCCCAUCAUAUACCAAUCUAACUGAUCCGUGGCGUAACAUUGGCUUCAAAUCAACAACCUUUCCUGGAUGGCCAAAGAAAGACGGAUACUUAAGAUCCAGAUGGUAUCGCUUUGUCGGUAUUGGAGGAGAUGUUCUGUAUGACAACUGUACCAGCACUGUUAUUGGUGGAGGCACAUCACAUCCCAUCGUAUCAUGUGGGGAAGACAGUACAUAUUAUUGGGGGAUCCAAUACAGUGAUAUAACAGUCUGUUACCAGUCCUCAGAAGGGUGCUCAACUAAGACACGACUGAACAGACGCCUUUGUCCUGGAGGAUUCUUCUUGUAUCAUUUACAUUACACAUCAUCUAGUUUUGUCACUCGACAUCAGACGUGUGGACCGUCCUCCUGUGGUCCUAAUGCCCUGUGUGUUGAUGACGGACGCUGUGAGUGCAAACCUGGAUAUGAGAUACCUGACGGCCUCCUACCCAUUGGAGACUCCUAUCAGUGUGACGUUUCACAGAUUAAAGCGUGUAACACAUCAACUCAGGUUUGUCCUGACUCAUCCAGAUGUGUCAACACUGAAGACGGAUUCUCCUGUGAAUGCCAAAACGGUACCAUACCCAGUAUCACUGCAGGCUCAUUGGUUUGCAAAGAUCUUCACAGCAAUGAGAGGACGUCGCCCAAGGCUCAAUUUAACAAUCUGAACAGUACCAUCAUGAAUUUGACAGAUGAUGUUGUUUUAGAGCCAUAUGUAGUGUCGUCCUUACUGGGGAGUUUAGAAGAUGCCCUUACUAAGGUGGUACAGAAUACCAGUGAAGAGAAGCUGGUGGACUUGGGUGAUGCCAUGCUGCAGUCCACUGAAAAGCUGGUGGGGGCCCUAGUGGAGCCGACAACCACAAACGCCAGCAAAACACUGACCAAAAAAACCAUGGAAGUACAAAUUUUCACCAUCGGAAAGGACUAUAGAAGCAAUAUGAGUGCUAUUGUUGAAAAUAAAAAUAACUCUUUGGAUAUUGACCUCGUUGGUAUUGCAAGGAACAAUAAUGGAUCAGCCGCUGUGGCCUUCACAAACUUCAAGAAAUUGGGAUCAGUUCUAACAACAGACCUCUUCUACACUGUCAAUGAUACAAAGAAGACCAUGAUGUCUGCAGUUCUGAGUGCCUCCCUUCCAAAAACCCAUAACAAAGACUUUCCCAGUCCAGCCAACAUCACAAUUAAACACAUCCAGAGUCUGGACCCCCAGGGUGUGGUCUCCUGUGUGUACUGGAAUGGCAGCGCCUGGGUGGUAGACGGCUGUGAUGUCACCCAGACAAACGCCACCCACACCGUCUGCAGCUGUGUGCACUUCUCCACCUUCUGUCUGAUCAUGCAGGUGGAGCGACCUCCAGAGAUAAUGAAUAAGACAACCCAGAUGAUGGAGUUGCUGAAUAGGAUCGCCGUCUCUAUUGGCUUGGGGUUCUUGACCCUGGCUAUGAUGAUCUUUGCCCUCUGUCGAUGGAAACCCCAAGUGAACAACACGACUCGUCUGAACCUCUGCAUCAGCCUGCUUCAUGCCCAGCUCCUCUUCCUGCUCGUCCAGGAGUUCAUCCAUCUCAUACGUCCUCACAAGAUUGUGUGUACGGUGCUCUCAGGAGUUCUUCACUACUUGUUCCUGAGCUGUUUUGUGUGGAUGCUCCUGGAGACUGCCUGGCUUUUCCACGCUGUCCUCAGGCUCAAAGACGUCAGAUCCCCACGAGGAUUGGAACCUCACUGGGGAUUCCAGUGCCUGAUUGGUUAUGGGGGUCCCUUGGUUGUUGUUGCUGUUUCAGCUGGAAUUAUGCCUGAUGGCUAUGGGAGUGACAACUGCUGGUUGAAUUACGAAAGAGGAUUCAUCUGGAGUUUUCUUGGUCCUGUGUGCUGCAUCCUUGGAACAAACGCUGUCCUCUUCUUCGUCAUCGUCAUCCUCCUACGCACUACCCUGUCUCAGAUACGGCAGAGCCCCACAAACAAAAAACGAAUCAGGAUGUUGGUGUUUAAAACGCUGGUCCAGUCUGUUAUCAUUGGGUUGCCUUGGAUACUGGGAUUCUUUGCUGGAAGCAGCCCUGCACUGGGUGUUCUAUUCCACGUACUCAACAGCCAACAGGGAACCUUCAUCUUCCUGCUACACUGUGUUCUCAAUGAGGAGUACACCAACAUCUCUGACCCCUGGAGGAAUCGUGGCUUCUUGUCCACUCCCUCUCAACUCCAGCUGAAGGACGACUCGGACCUGCAGGAAGGCUGGUACCGCUUUGUCGGUGUAGGGGGCGACAUCCUGGAUUUCGCCAGCAUUCCAAUCCCAUCUUUGGCAGAGCAGCGUCUCGGAUAUUGUUCCUUUGGAUCAUACACUCCUACAGUCACAAACAUACAACUGUGUGCAGGAGCGAUCAGUAAUGGAAGUGUGGAUGUUAGAGUCUGUUCAUCUGCAUACUAUGUGCACAAGCUCAGACCCACCUCCAGCAAUCAGAUUUAUGCCACAAGCCAUCAGAGAUGCAUGGAGUCCUCUUGUGGUCAGUUUGCCCAAUGCGGUUCAUUGGGAGCCUGUGUAUGCAAGCCUGGAUAUGAGAUGCCCAAAGGACUUCUACCAACAGGAGACACAUACAGAUGCACAGACCCCUGUGAGCAGUACACCAACAUCUCUGACCCCUGGAGGAAUCGUGGCUUCUUGUCCACUCCCUCUCAACUCCAGCUGAAGGACGACUCGGACCUGCAGGAAGGCUGGUACCGCUUUGUCGGUGUAGGGGGCGACAUCCUGGAUUUCGCCAGCAUUCCAAUCCCAUCUUUGGCAGAGCAGCGUCUCGGACAUUGUUCCUUUGGAUCAUACACUCCUACAGUCACAAACAUACAACUGUGUGCAGGAGCGAUCCGUAAUGGAAGUGUGGAUGCCAUCAGAGAUGUAUGGAGUCCUCUUGUGGUCAGUUUGCCCAAUGCGGUUUAUUCGGAGCCUGUGUAUGCAAGCCUGGAUAUGAGAUACCCAAAGGACUUCUACCAACAGGAGACACAUACAGAUGCACAGACCCCUGUGAGCAGUACACCAACAUCUCUGACCCCUGGAGGAAUCGUGGCUUCUUGUCCACUCCCUCUCAACUCCAGCUGA